This is a messenger RNA of Drosophila innubila, 1013 nucleotides long. RefSeq names its product eukaryotic translation initiation factor 3 subunit F-2 (gene eIF3f2). Gene Ontology annotation, molecular function: translation initiation factor activity; metallopeptidase activity; translation initiation factor binding. The transcript has a single exon. Gene Ontology annotation, biological process: translational initiation. NCBI's taxonomy places the organism in Eukaryota, Metazoa, Arthropoda, Insecta, Diptera, Drosophilidae. The record is from RefSeq and is a predicted model, not a curated record. Bases 1 to 873 code for a protein of 290 amino acids. Gene Ontology annotation, cellular component: eukaryotic translation initiation factor 3 complex, eIF3m.
AUGUCAAUCUGCAACUAUCAAAUGCAAUCCAAGGUGCGUCUGCAUCCUUUGGUGCUAUUCCAAAUUAUCGACGCCUACGAGCGUCGUCCGAAAUCGGCUAAAAUGUCGGUCGGAACGUUGUUGGGACGCAGGGACAAGGGCAACGACAUUGUUGAUAUAACCAACAGCUUUACGGUGCAGCACAAGGAGCAGCAGAUCGGUGAUGUGGAGCAAUUCAAGCUGGACACUCAGUACGCCAGCGAGAUGUACGAGCUGAACCAGAUCACGUAUCCGCAGGAGAAGAUCAUCGGUUGGUACAGCACCGGCAAAACAUUGUCCCGCUCGGCAGCCGCAUUGCAUGCGUUCUACUCACGGGAGUGCGGGGAGAUGCAACCGUUGCAUUUGCUGGUGGACACAACGUUGCGCGCUGGACGAAUGAGUACCCGCCUCUAUUGCGCAGUCGCAAUGGGCGUGCCCGGCGGUACCAAGGGCCUGUUGUUCACACAGCUGCCGGUACUGCAGCUGGACACCGAAGGUGAUGAGUCUGUGGCAUUGCGGAUGAUGCAGAAGUACGCCUUGCAGCCGACCAAACAGCAGGGUCGCAUGCUGCCCGAACUGGUGCAUGUGGUGGAGGCCAUCAAGGAGCUGGAACUGAAGCUGGAGCUCGUGUUGCGCUACAUCAACGAUGUCCUUGGCCGCAAACGUCUGCCGGACAACCAUGUGGGACGUGCUCUGCACGAUGUCCUGACCUCGGUGCCCUUAUUGGAUGCGGAGAGCUUUCGUCUCAUGUUCAACUCCAAUGUGCGGGACAUGCUGAUGAGCAUUACACUCUCCACCAUGAUCAAGACCCAGAUGGAGCUCACCGAAAAGUUGUCCUGCCUGCCAGAUCAUUAACUUCACAAAUAACAAUACCAAAAUACUAUGAAGACUUACAUUGUUUCGUAAUUAUUUUAACUAAACUGGGUCUUUAUUAGAAUGUUUGUCUGUCUUUCACUUUCAUUCUUAUAAAAUAAAGAAUCACUUAUUUAGCAAUU